AUGUCUCAAGACACCUGUGUGCUUAAUGCUGACGGCUCCCUCAAGGACGCUUCUGAUAUCACUUUCUUUAACGAUCCUGACGACAAUGUACCGCUUCCCCAAGUCUCACCUUCCACCCAGCCAUCGACAUCAACUGCAUCUACAAGAAAUGCCUACUCCGUUCUACUCAAAGCUGGACAUACCCCAGCAACAGUCGCAGCUGGUUCUUGGCGGUCUGGCCGUCCCUCAAAGCCCUCAGCUCGUAUUCGUGAUGCUGACAAUGCCUGCAGGCUGUCUUCAUCUUCAGGCACGAGGAAAUGUGCAUUGUCAAGCGCUACCGACCAUCUGGCACCCAAGAAAGUCGCUAUGCAACUUUUACCUCCUCUCGACUCUGAAGAUGAAGAUGAAGAUGAGGACAUCCAUCCAGGAGAAUCAUCCGCCGAUGAGCUGGUCCCUCAACCUGAUGUCGAAGAGUUAGACGACACCGAUGACGCCAAGUCCGAGAAUGGAGUCGCCACUCAGACACUUUCAAAAAAUGAACGUACAGCAGAUGUUAGGACUAUAUUCACUCGCAUUCCUGAUGGCUGGGUGUGUACCCUGUGCAAGGAUGCUGGUGAACCAGCGCACAAGCACACCUUUCGCGGAGGCACUUCAACACUGCGCACACACAUUGUUCGCCACAAGAGGACCCAUUUUCAAGUGUACAAGCAGCGCUGUGAUGCCGCAAGCAUUACUAUGCACUCUCGUGCUAUUCCACCAGGAGAAGAUCAUCUCACCGUGACGCAAUCAACUCUGGACGCCAACCUUGUUUCGAAACCCCCCAUGUUUACCAAGGAAGGACUACUCGAAUACAUUAUGGAACUUGUUGUGACAGAAGACGAGGUACAUCAAGUUUUAUAA
Suillus paluster is the source of this 879-nucleotide messenger RNA. RefSeq lists its product as uncharacterized. The coding region runs from base 1 to 879 and encodes 292 amino acids. Lineage: Eukaryota; Fungi; Basidiomycota; Agaricomycetes; Boletales; Suillaceae. The record is from RefSeq and is a predicted model, not a curated record. The transcript is spliced from 2 exons.